AUGGAUAUACACAUUUCAACUAUCGUGGCAUCUUAUGUUAACAACACGUACGGAGCGAUAACCACAUCUUCACCAAUAUAUCCAUUCAUCGAAUACUACGAAUUAUCCUACAGAAUUAUCGGAACGAUAAUAAUGUCAAUAAUAUUUGCAGUUGGAUUCAUUGGUAACAUCAUGGUGGUUAUUGUGGUGCUCCGCAGUAAAAGCAUGCAUUCUUCUACAAAUUGUUAUUUGGUUUCGCUUGCGGUCGCGGAUUUACUUCUUCUUCUGUCGGCAACUUUACCAACAAUAAUAGAAUUCCAUUUAAUCGUCGACGAGUUUGCGGCUGGUACCUCUGCCUGUUCCAUCAUGGUUUUUGUUCAAUACUUAGGAUUUAAUUUGAGCUCGUUGUCUAUUACUGCAUUGACCGCUGAACGAUACAUCGCCAUCUGUAAACCAAUGAAAGCUCAAUUUAUAUGUUCAGUUGGAAGGGCAAAAAAAAUUAUUGCGGCACUCUGGCUGUUUGGCCUCUGCUACAGUGCUCCGUGGCUAGGGUUAAGUCACACUCGUGCUAAAACGAAUUCACAUUUAGAAGAAUGUACGUUCAGACUGGAAAGGAAAUAUUAUUUGGUUUAUUAUUUAACAGAUUUGGUUGUCAUGUAUUUAAUACCAGUUCUCGCCAAUAUAAUUUUGUACGCACUGAUUUCGAGAUCUCUCUAUCGAAGCAACCCAAUCUCUGCUGCUUUCAACGUUAAAUCCAGAUUCAUUAGCAAGUCAUCAUCGACCAACAGCAGCCAUUUUGGUUACGGAGCGACUCUGCAAUCCAGAAUGCAGGUCAUCAUAAAGAUGCUGGUGAUAGUGGUCGGACUGUUCGCCGUACUCUGGCUUCCGUACCGCCUGUACGUCGUGUACAAUUCCUUCCUUGAGAAGAGGCUGGAGGACAUUUGGUUGAUGUUGAUCUGCAGGACCAUGGUGCACGCCAACAGCGCCAUCAACCCUAUCUUGUACAACGCCAUGUCCAUUAAAUUCAAGAGAGCUUUCAAAAAGUUGUGCUCCUGUCAGAAUAAAAGAUGA
Molecule: messenger RNA, 1050 nt
Organism: Helobdella robusta
Lineage: Eukaryota; Metazoa; Annelida; Clitellata; Rhynchobdellida; Glossiphoniidae
Exons: 4
Coding region: 1-1050 (349 amino acids)
Biological process (GO): G protein-coupled receptor signaling pathway
Cellular component (GO): membrane
Molecular function (GO): thyrotropin-releasing hormone receptor activity
Source: RefSeq, a predicted model, not a curated record